Dreissena polymorpha is the source of this 1024-nucleotide messenger RNA. Its product is annotated as kielin/chordin-like protein. Bases 23 to 1024 code for a protein of 333 amino acids. Gene Ontology annotation, cellular component: extracellular region. The transcript is spliced from 9 exons. Gene Ontology annotation, molecular function: peptidase inhibitor activity; protein binding. Lineage: Eukaryota; Metazoa; Mollusca; Bivalvia; Myida; Dreissenidae. The record is from RefSeq and is a predicted model, not a curated record.
CCAGUGCUUCAACGGGUCAGCGAUGUGUGCGAGUAUUGAUUGCCCGGCCUGUGAAGGCCCCACACCAGAUGGUCAAUGCUGCCCGAUAUGCGGACCAGGUUCCGGUAUUGAAAGGUCGUGUUACUAUAAAGGCGCGGAGUACAUGGACGGUGCGCAGUUCAAAGACGAAUGCAACAUGUGUCUGUGUUUCAACGGGUCUGUGCAAUGUAAAAACAUGGGGUGCAUAGAGAGAGGGUCUGGAUGUUUUGUCAACGGCGUAAAUUUCAACGAAGGUGCCCCUAUGCCCUCAAUGACCGGCAGCCCAUGCGAAAAGUGUCAGUGCUUCAACGGGUCGAUGAUGUGUGAGUGGAUGAGUUGUCCGGCCUGUGUAGGUCCCAUAUUUCCUGGCCAAUGCUGCCCAACAUGUGCCACAGGACCCGGCCUUGAAAGGUCGUGUUACUAUAAAGGCGCGGCGUACAUGGACGGUGCGCAAUUCAAAGACGAAUGCAACAUGUGUCUGUGUUACAACGGGUCUGUUCAGUGUAAAAACAUGGGAUGCAUAGAGACAGGGUCCGGAUGUGUGUUCAACGGCGUCACUAUCAAGGAAGGUGCCUCUAUGCCCUCAAUGACCGGUAGCCCAUGCGAUAAGUGCCAGUGCCUCAACGGAUCGGUGAUGUGUGAGAGAAUGAGUUGUCCGGCCUGUAUAGGUCCCAUACUUCCUGAACAAUGCUGCCCUAAUUGUUCUGCAGGAACCGGCAUGGAAAAGCAGUGUUAUUACAAGGGCAAAACGUAUUACGACGGUGAGAAGUUCAAAGACGAAUGCAACUCGUGUUUUUGUUCCAAUGGAUCCAUUGCGUGUACGAAAAUGGCAUGCCUAGGGAAAGAGGGCGCAUGCCCAGCGCUUCAGCAAAACGUAGUUGGGAUAUGCGUGCAAGUGUGCAAUACUGAUUUUGACUGUCCCGAUGUACAGAAAUGUUGUGGCAAUGGCUGCGGAAAAGUCUGCAUGAAACCAACGCAGAUACGGACACCGACAGGUUUAUGUUAA